This is a messenger RNA of Triticum aestivum (bread wheat), 1990 nucleotides long. RefSeq names its product receptor kinase-like protein Xa21. Gene Ontology annotation, molecular function: protein binding. Lineage: Eukaryota; Viridiplantae; Streptophyta; Magnoliopsida; Poales; Poaceae. The record is from RefSeq and is a predicted model, not a curated record. The transcript has a single exon. Bases 19 to 1485 code for a protein of 488 amino acids.
ACAACCCAGCUCAAUAUAAUGGCCGAUCUACCUAUGUCUUUCUGUAUUCCCAUCUUCCUACUAGCCCUACUCUCGGCCGUCUCGGUUUCUUCUUCCACUCCGACCAACGGCAAUGGCAGUGACACUGAUCUGGCCGCGCUGCUAGCUUUCAAAGCCCAGCUUGCCGACCCUCACCGAAUCCUUGCCGAUAACUGGACCAUUGGCACAUCUUUUUGCCACUGGAUCGGUAUCUCGUGCAGCAGGCGCCGGCAACGGGUCACCUCUCUAUCGUUGCAGGGCAUGCCUCUCUUUGGGACUUUGGCACCUCAUGUCGGUAACCUCUCUUUUCUCUCUGCCCUUAGCUUCGCACACACCAGUCUCACAGGCUCAAUUCCGAUCGAACUUGGUAGGCUACAUCGUCUAAGAUAUCUGAAUCUUAGCAGCAAUAGUUUGUCAAGUGCCAUACCUGCUGCCCUAGGGAACCUCACGAGGAUAGAGAUCCUUGAUCUAUCUAGGAACCAUCUCUCAGGCCAGAUCCCUCUUGAAUUGCUAUUACAUAUGCAAAAUCUUAGGAAAAUUAAUCUGAAUGCAAAUUACUUGAGUGGCCAUAUAUCACCAUAUGUGUUCAACAACACACCUUCGUUGGCAUACAUAAGUUUUGGAAACAACAGCCUGUCAGGUCCUAUACCACACACCGUUGCAUCCCUAUCCAUGCUUGAAAUCUUAAACUUACAGCUUAAUCAAUUCUCUGGCAUAGUACCGCAGGCCAUGUACAACAUGUCUAGGUUGCAAGUCAUUUCACUCAUACUCAAUAAACUAAAUGGAAUGUUUCCAAGCAAUCAAACUUUCAGCUUGCCAAUGUUGCAAUUUUUUGGACUAGGUGGUAACAAAUUUUCUGGCCGGUUUCCAUCGGAGCUUGCAUCAUGUAGAUACCUACAAGUACUUGAUUUGUCUGCAAAUUCUUUUGUGGAUGGCGUGCCAACAUGGUUAGCCAAAUUGCCGCACCUCCGAAAGCUAAAUUUGGGUUUUAAUAACCUUAUUGGCUCGAUCCCAUAUGCUCUUAGUAAUCUCACCAGUCUUACCCCUCUAGGACUCGAAUUCGGUAAUCUAACAGGUAAUAUUCCACCAGACUUAGGUCUUAUGAAGGAACUCUCAUAUCUUUAUCUUGGAGUCAAUCAGUUGAUAGGUCAAAUUCCAACUUCCCUUGGUAAUUUGUCCAAACUGUCUUACCUAGGUUUGGCAAAGAAUCAAUUAUCUGGCAAAGUACCAACAAUAUUUGAAAAAAGUAUAGCUUUGAAAAAGCUUGAUUUGGCAGGGAAUAAUUUAGAGGGGAGUUUAGAUUUCUUGUCGCCUCUUUUCAAGUAUGGAAACCUCCGAGCCCUUGCGGUAGAAGUUAAUUCUUUCACUGGUGUCCUCCCUAGCCUUGUGGGAAAUCUCACCUCACAACUAACCAUUUUCCUUGCUUCUGACAACAAGUUAAUAGGUGGACUACCACGAAAUGAUUGAGAACUAGGACGGGGUCGAAAUGCAUUUUAUUCUUAGUAUUAAAAAAGUAUUGCAUGACCGAAUAAUUCAAGGAGGGGCGCACAGCGGGGAGGGUCCUUUUUAGUAGAUGACUCGUCGGGCCGUCAGAGCGGGACUUCUUUGGUAAAAAUAACUUGAUUCUAUUCCUUUUUAGUAAGGAGGCGGCAUUUCCCAUAAGGAAAGGUAUGUCAUUUACAACCCCGGCGUAUUGAGGCCGCUUGAAGGCCCCGCUCACCCGAAGUGAUUUAUCAAAAUUCUUCUUUCUCGAUGGUGAUCGGUCAUGGUAUCCAUAACGUUGCAUCUUUUUCGGCCAAAUCCGGAUUUCGUUUUGCUUCUCCCGGUCGAUCGACUCGACUCUUUUCCCUGCCCCCCGGCCUCUCACUUCGUUUCGUUCUUCCUCUGUACCCUCGCUUGAAUGAAGACACCCGAUCGGCCCGACUUUCCCAAAUGUCGGCCACCAGCCCUUUUCCUGUAGUACGGGUCUUGA